Molecule: messenger RNA, 854 nt
Organism: Panicum virgatum (switchgrass)
Lineage: Eukaryota; Viridiplantae; Streptophyta; Magnoliopsida; Poales; Poaceae
Product: heavy metal-associated isoprenylated plant protein 39-like
Exons: 3
Coding region: 144-404 (86 amino acids)
Molecular function (GO): metal ion binding
Source: RefSeq, a predicted model, not a curated record
CACCGCGCCAUCGCGAGAAAAAUAAAGAAGAGAGGUCGACGUGUACACUGGUGGAGUGUCUAUAUAUAUCUCCCGGGACGGACGGGCUCAUUGCAGAGUUCGACAAAAAAAAUUCAAGCAGUCAUCGUCCUUACUCCACCAGGAUGCCGGCGCAGAAGGUGGUCUUGAAGGUCUCCUCCAUGAGCGAUGAGAAGGUGAAGCAGAAGGCAAUGGAAACUGUUGCGGAUAUCUACGGAAUCGAUUCGAUAGGCGCUGAUCACAAAGAGCAGAAGAUGACUGUAAUCGGUGACAUGGACCCCGUUGAGAUCGCCAAGAAGUUGAAGAAGUUCGGGAGGAUAGACAUAGUCUCGAUUGGCCCGGCAAAGGAUGAGAAGAAGGAUGACAAGAAAGGGGGAAAGAAGUGAUAAGCGGCUUCGUCCCUGGCACCUCCUUGGAUGCCCCUGAUUCUCCUUUUAGGAUGAACAUGCAUGGCAGAACUUAAUUAGGUUUUGCUUACUAGUAAUGUAGUGUGUUGGUGUACACAGUCUCUCAUCUGGCUGGGUAUAUGCAAGUGUAUGGUUAUAAAUUAAGUGCACUUGUGCAAGGAAGAAGAAGAAGAGGAAUAAUGAGCCACUUCUAGGUUCAUGGACUGCAUCUGCCAGUAGAGUUAAGCCACGUUUGGCACGGCUUCGGCCAGCUCCGGCUUCAUCUGGUGCGGGUAUUGUCGAUCACUAUAGGAGUAUUGUAUAACUCUGUUGAUAGCUGUAGUAUCAAGCUGGAACGGAAACCAAUGCGGAAAAUGAACUAGCAAGGGGGUGAAGUCGGCUUCACCCCCUUAAGCUACUGCUAAUUAAAAUUGAGGAGGUGAAAUGAUU